AUGUCUACAGGUCCUAUUAAAGUUGGUAUUAUUGGUACAGGAAUUUUUGCCUACAGACAUCAUAGAGCAUACAAAGCUGUCGGUGGCGACAAAUUUGAAAUUGUUGCGUGCGCAAAUAGAUCCAAGGAAAAGGCACUGGCCUUUGCCAAGGAGGUAGGGAUUCCCGAGAAUGCUGUCUAUACAGAUCCUAUCGACUUGAUCAAUGAUCCUAAUGUUGAAGCUAUUGACGUGCUUUUGCCCGUUCAAUUUAAUAAAGAGAUUGUUGAAGCUGCAGUUGCUGCAAAUAAGCACGUCAUGAUCGAAAAGCCAAUUGCUGCAUCAUUGAAGGACGCAGCUGACAUUGUCGCGGCCUCAGAGAGAUCCAAGACAGUGGUGGCUGUUAAUGAGAAUUGGGCAUAUCACCCUAAUGUUUAUGCUGUAGCAGAAUUUGUCAGAAAUGGUGGCAUCGGAGAAAUUAUAAACUUUACAUAUGAUUCUGCUCGUCCAUAUAAUCCCGAUUUACCUUAUCAUGCAACCAAGUGGCGUCAGAAUCCUGAACACCCUGGUGGAUAUCUUAGUGAUGGCUGUGUUCAUGAUAUGGCUCAUUUGGUUCCUAUUUUAGGCAAAUUCAGUUCUGUUGCUGCAUUUGCCACCUCAACUCAUAGUGUACAUGUCUGUGAAGAUACUUUGGCUACCACGAUCAAAUUAGAGAGCGGAGCAAUUGGUGUGGCCAACUUUACUUUUUGUUCAGCAGGUGUUAAGAAGAUGGAUUUAGUCAUUCAUGGCACAAAAGGAUCUAUUCAUUUAAUAGACGAAGAUAAAAUUGAACUAUUUGAUAAAUCAGGACAACUUGUGGAUAACAGCUGUAUUACAAGCUUAAAAGAGAAGGCACCAGGCAAUGGCUUAAGUGACGUAGAAGGUGAAUUCUCUGCAUUUUAUCAUGCUGUUCGUCAUCAAAAACCACUGGGAGUAUCAACUGAAGAGGCCUACCACCACCUUGCUUUUAUUGUUGCUUGCUUAGAAUCAGUUAGAACUGAACAAACAGUUAAAGUCGACAAGAUUUAA
This is a messenger RNA of Rhizopus microsporus ATCC 52813, 1044 nucleotides long. Its product is annotated as NAD(P)-binding protein. Gene Ontology annotation, molecular function: nucleotide binding; oxidoreductase activity. The record is from RefSeq and is a predicted model, not a curated record. Bases 1 to 1044 code for a protein of 347 amino acids. Gene Ontology annotation, cellular component: cytoplasm. Gene Ontology annotation, biological process: NADPH regeneration. Lineage: Eukaryota; Fungi; Mucoromycota; Mucoromycetes; Mucorales; Rhizopodaceae. The transcript has 7 exons.